Messenger RNA from Cicer arietinum (chickpea), 2166 nucleotides. RefSeq lists its product as uncharacterized. Lineage: Eukaryota; Viridiplantae; Streptophyta; Magnoliopsida; Fabales; Fabaceae. The record is from RefSeq and is a predicted model, not a curated record.
GUGUCAGUUUUCCACUUCUUUUUGGUUCUUGGUUGUGUCUUACUUCUUCAGCAAGUUUUUAUUUCUUUCUCUAAUUUUUCCUCUCACAAACACAUUUUCCCGAGAAAAUCUAUCGCGAAAGAAAAUGUUUCUUUUUUCUCUUCAUUUACUUCCACCACCACCACCUCGACCUCCAAACGCCAUUAUCUUCGCCGUUUUUCUUGCUAUUUUUCUUCACGGCAAAAAUAAGAGAUAAAACGACGCAUUCUUGAAUACAUUCCUAUUUCUUUGGCGAAAUCUUGAUUUUAGGUUUAGGAGCUUUUUCUUGAUCUUAAUUCUUCUAAAAUCGUUCUUGUAAAGUGUAUUCCUAGUUCCGCUGUUUACCGAUUCUUGAAAACAUUCCUGCAUUUUCUAUUGAUUUCUUUGACUUGUGAUUGCGAGUGAGGAUUUUCCCGAGAAAAUGGGACAAUAUAACGGAAAUACAUCAUUCUUAAAUCCGUACAAAAGGUCAAGAAUUUCAUACACAAGAAAGUUUCUACUCUCUUUAGCCAAAGCGGGAGAUCAUAGAAAAGUAAAAUUACCUAUUCAGCUUUCAAUGUCUAGCGUGUCUGAAGAUUCAACUGGCCUAUUAUCCCCUCCUUUUUGUGAUCCAGGUUCUGUUUGUAAGCAAGGAAUGGCUCAAGAUUCUCCUGUGAAGGCUCAAGAUUCUGUUCAAGAUAAGGUCACUGUGCUGCAUAAGAGUAAUGAACCAUAUCGGCCUCCAUGUCUCAUCAAGGCAUUACCUCCUUGGACUAAAGACAUCAAUGAUUUGCUUAUCACUGACAAAUACUCAGAGUAUACAAGUCAGGAGAAAGCAAAACUAGAAAGAUGUGGAACUGUUUCUGAUCACAAUUCUGCUACAAAAUUUGCAAAAAGUGAUCAUCUUUGGGAGUCUUAUCUGUAUCUACCUGUGCAAGAGGAUAUACAGUUUUCUGACUCUGCUCCAAUGAUCCAUAGUGAAGAGGAACUACCCAUUUCAGUCACGAAGGAAAAUGCAUCCAUCCCUGAUGUCCAAAUUCAAAAGGAGUCUGAAUUAAAUUCUUCCAAUUCCAGCUUCGAUGGAAAUUUGACUUCGUCUGAUAUUCGUUUGCCUGAUGAGGACAGUUUGAUUACAUAUGAUGGACCUUUCUCGGGGCUUAAAGUGGAAAUUCCGCCUGGGAUCAAUAGUUUAUUGCCUGCCCCUGAAAGCAAUCUGACUGAAGAUGAAUUGGAUAGUCCAGGUUCAGUUUAUGACAGGAUUGUGAAGCUAGUGGAGUCUGUACUCGAAGAUGAUGAGGAUGCUGAUGAUGUUGUUUCUGCUGCUGCUGCUGCUGUUUCUGCUGUGGAUGGUGAUGAUGCUGAUGAUGAGUAUUAUUUUGAUCCUCAUAUGAAUGACGAGGAUGAUGAUGAGAGUUUUUUUGAUAGGAUGGAUGAUUUUAUGCUGAAGCUGGUGCAGCAUGGAACUAGAUUUGGUGACUUGUACCUCUCUAUGUACUCCCAACAGCCUAACCCACAGUUUUAUUCUGAUCAGAUGAAUCCAGGAAGGGAUCAUAACAAUAAAAGCUCCACUGAUCCAGCUUCAUUUUCUUUGUUCUCUGAUUCUUACCCAUCCUACAAAACUUUUCAACCUUUGCUCACAAGGUUUAGUUAUGGAGUUGGCGAUCCAAUGUUCCAAAAGGUGAUUAAUCCAAGUGAAUAUGGUAUCUGUGCAUUAUGUUUAUCACAAAGUGAGUUUCCUGCACCAGAGGUGCCUUCUUGCAUGGAGAAUCCAAGCCUAAUGCAAAAUGCUGGUUCUUGUGGUGAUGGCAAUAUCAAUCAAACACCAGUUGACCAUUCUGCGGACAUGAAACUGGAAGAAAGUAAGCUGAUGCACCCAUUCAUGGGAGGUUUCACAAGUAGACGACUUUCGACUUGAGAUGGAGGAAGGAAUAGUAGCAUGAAGAAUACAAGAUAUGACAAUGGUUUGCUUUGAAGAUUAGCAUGAAGGCUGAAAUUGCUUUAAUAGAUCUCUCCUUGUUAACUUUCUAUUUCAGUUUGAAUUGAAUUUGAUUAGACUGAUUUGAUUUUGCUUUAGAAUCUGGUCGGUUGAAUUGAAUUUUGUUGGAUUCAAUGGAUUUUGUUUUAGAUUUUGGUUACUUGAAUUGAAUUGAAUUGAAUUUGUGACUGAUA